UUCAAGGUACACUUUAUUGGUAUCCAAUUUCCGGAAAUAUUAUAUCAAAUUAUUGUAACAGUGCAUGGCACGAUCAAAUCUAUUAAAUGCAUGAGAAUGGGAUCUAUAAAAAGGCAGUCACAAAAUCCCAUCCAGUGUUUUGUUAGUGCAAGAUGUAUUCCGCGUUAGUUAGAGCUUGUGCUAUCUUUGCUUUUCUGAACUCGAGCCUGAAUUGUGCCAAGGCUCUACAGGAUCACGCCAAGGACAAUGGCGAUAUUUUUAUUAUAAACUAUGACAGUUUCGAUGGCGAUGUGGAUGACAUUUCCACCACCACUUCAGCUCCUAGAGAUGCUGACUACGUAGAUUUUGAAGAGGUUAUCCGGAACUGCAAUGCUAGUUUUAUUACGUCGACGACUAAUGUCUUGCAGUUUAAUAACACUGGGGAGUUACCAGAUGACAAGGAUAGGGCAACCAGCAUGUGUUAUUUCCACUGCUUUUUCGAAAAGUCCGGUUUGAUGACAGACUAUAAGCUAAAUACAGAUUUGGUGCGCAAAUAUGUUUGGCCAGCCACUGGCGAUUCCGUUGAGGCCUGUGAAGCUGAAGGCAAGGACGAGUCCAAUGCCUGCAUGCGGGGCUAUGCCAUCGUCAAGUGCGUGUUCACCAGAGCUCUCACGGAUGCCAGGAACAAACCCACCAUAUGA
Molecule: messenger RNA, 680 nt
Organism: Drosophila teissieri
Lineage: Eukaryota; Metazoa; Arthropoda; Insecta; Diptera; Drosophilidae
Gene: Obp84a
Product: general odorant-binding protein 84a
Exons: 4
Coding region: 153-680 (175 amino acids)
Molecular function (GO): odorant binding
Source: RefSeq, a predicted model, not a curated record